CUCAGUUAGUUAUAUCAUAUAUUAGAAAUCUUUAGAGUUUUCAGAAUUGCUCUGAUUAAUACAAAACAAGAGCAAAAUCUAUUAUUUAACAGUGGUCAUUGUGUUAUAUAAAUGCUUAGUACUAAAGCAGUUUUUGUGGAAGAAAAAUUGGAAAUGCAAAAGAUGGGAUGUUUUUAUCUUACAGCUUUUCUUUUUGUACUAGUAAACUUGUCGGAAUCUUCUCCGUUGAUUAUGAUGACUUCAGAUGUUAAUGAGGUCUCCGGAAAGUCUUUUGAUUAUAUCGUAGUUGGGGGUGGCACCGCAGGUUGUUCCCUGGCGGCAACUCUUUCGGAGAAAUUCUCUGUUCUUUUGAUCGAACGAGGUGGCUCUCCUUAUGACAUUCCGUUGCUAUUGCAUAAGAGGUACUUCUUUUUCCCUGCUCUUCAAAUUGGUGAUCGGUUUUCGUCGGUGGCUCAAAGCUUUGUCUCUCGAGAUGGCGUUCCAAAUAUCAGAGGGCAUGUGCUCGGCGGAACUUCGGUGAUAAAUGCCGGCUUCUAUAGCAGAGCUACUGAUGAUUAUGUUCACAGAGUCGGGUGGGAUGAACAACUGGUGAAACAGGCUUAUGAGUGGGCCGAAUCAAAAAUCGCCUUCAAAUUACCUGAACUUGCCCCUUGGCAAUCUGUCUUUAAAUUUGGUCUGCUCGAAGCUGGAGUUCUUCCAUUCAAUGGAUUUAGUUUGGAACAUAUUGAGGGAACAAAAAUUGGAGCGACUAUCUAUGAUGAAUAUGGAAUAAGACACCCCUCGUCCGAUCUUCUCGUAGCGGGAAAUCCAAAAAAUAUUAUGAUUCUGUUGAAUGCAACCGUAAAGAGUAUCAUUUUCGAUGGAACUGAUAAUGAGAGGACAGCUCGUGGCAUUCGGUUCAUCAAGAGUGGUAGCAAGACUGAUCAAAUUUAUGAAGCUUACAUAAAUCAACGACACGAAUCAAGUUCGCGGGGAGAUGUUAUAUUAUGCGCAGGAGCAUUAGGAAGUCCCCAGAUACUAAUGUUAAGUGGCAUCGGACCAAAAAAGCAUCUUCAGAAUUUCAAUAUUCCUCUUGUGCUACACCUGAAAGGAGUUGGCCGACUAAUGCAAGACAAUCCGGCUAUCUUCUUUCGAGGAGAAAACAAAACAAACUAUCGGCCAACCGAGCCACCUCAAGUAGUAGGUAUUGCAGAAGACUUCAAAUUCAUUGUUGAAGGCAUCAUCGAACCAAGAGGCUUUAAUGCAGCAGGUACCCUUCUUGCCAUCAAGCUUGCAAUUCCACAAUCCACGGGAUGGCUAAAAUUGAACAACACAGAUCCUCGACAAAAUCCUAUAGUAAAAUUCAAUUAUUUUUCAAAGGAAAAGGACUUAGAAAACUGUGCAAAGAUGGUUCAAUUGCUGCGAAAGGUAUCAAGGUCUAAAUCCGUUGUUACGUUCCUCAGGAAUGAACUUCAGAAUAAUUUGACAGGUUCCAUGAGCUCUGAUAGCCCGAGAAAUUUCUGCAAAAACAAUGUAAUGACAUUUUACCACUAUCAUGGAGGUUGUACGGUUGGAUCGGUUGUUGAUAAAGAUUACAAAGUGUAUGGAGUAAAGAAUUUGAGAGUUGUAGAUGGAUCAACUUUUUUAGAAACACCAGGAACAAAUCCAAUGGCUACUCUAUUAAUGCUAGGAAGGUACCAGGGCAGCAAAAUCCUAAGAGGCAGGGAGAAAGAAUUCAGCAAUUAAUUGUCACAAACAACUAUACUUGUACUAUGAGGGACAUAAUUCAGCAUAGGCAAUUAUCUUAUUAUA
Molecule: messenger RNA, 1791 nt
Organism: Mercurialis annua (annual mercury)
Lineage: Eukaryota; Viridiplantae; Streptophyta; Magnoliopsida; Malpighiales; Euphorbiaceae
Product: protein HOTHEAD-like
Exons: 2
Coding region: 112-1725 (537 amino acids)
Molecular function (GO): flavin adenine dinucleotide binding; oxidoreductase activity, acting on CH-OH group of donors
Source: RefSeq, a predicted model, not a curated record